AUGGAUGAAUUCUCGUGGAACAGUGCCAUCCGCCACCCUCACGGAGAAAGGCACCCCAUUAACAACAACAACCCGGAAAACCCCAACCCCAGCCCCACGGAACUCCUAAUCGAAGUCCACGCCCUAGCCCUAAACCCAGUAGACCACCACCAACGCGACACAGGCUUCUUCAUCCAAGAAUACCCCGCAAUCAUAGGCUCCGACGUCGCGGGGGUAAUCAUCUCCUCCGGACCCUCGACACGAGCCGCCCUGAGACCCGGAACGCGCGUGACGGCACUGGCGAGUUCAUUCUUCAACGGCGGUGCUGACUACGGCGCGUUUCAGAGACGUGUGCUCGUGUCUGAGGAGACUGUGUCUGUUCUUCCGGAUGGGGUUUCGUUUGUUGAGGGGGCUGUUUUCCCGCUUGCGGCUUUCACGAGUUGGAAUGGGUGGGUUUGGGCUGGUUUGCUGCCGACUGCGACUGCUGGUCUCGCGGGUGUGGGCGAGGGGGUUUUUGUUUGGGGCGCGUCGAGUAGUAUUGGGGCUUUGGCUGUUCAGGAGGCUAAGGUGAUGGGGUUUGUUGUUUAUGCUACUGCUAGCCCGCAGCAUCAUGAUUAUAUUCGUGGUCUUGGGGCGGAUCGGGUAUUUGAUUAUAAGGAUACGGAUGUGUUGGACCAAAUUGUUCGGGCGGCGGGUGCGGAUGGUGUGAGCAUUCGAAUUGGAUACCAUGCUACUGGGAAUCAGCAGCUGGCGGCUGAUGUUCUCGAUGCGUUGAGAGGGGAGAGAGAGGGAGAGAAGUCGAAGCUGGCGAUUGCGCCGAUCUUGGAUCUGGAGUGGAAGGUUCCUGAUGGGGUCGAGGCUGCUUUUGUGUAUCCUCCACAGGACCGGGCGGAGUUGAAGGAGAGGAAUCGGGCUAUCUUUGUGGAUUGGCUGGAGGGUAAGCUUGCUAGUAAACAAGUUGUUGCUAGUCCCCAUAUCAAAGUGAUCAAAGGUGGACUGGAGUCUGUUAAUGGGGCUUUGGAUGAAUUGAAGGCUGGCGUCAGCUGCUUGAAGAUUGUGGUGGAACUGUGA
This is a messenger RNA of Penicillium manginii, 1050 nucleotides long. RefSeq names its product zinc-binding alcohol dehydrogenase family protein. The coding region runs from base 1 to 1050 and encodes 349 amino acids. The transcript is spliced from 2 exons. The record is from RefSeq and is a predicted model, not a curated record. Lineage: Eukaryota; Fungi; Ascomycota; Eurotiomycetes; Eurotiales; Aspergillaceae. Gene Ontology annotation, molecular function: oxidoreductase activity, acting on NAD(P)H.